Trichobilharzia regenti is the source of this 855-nucleotide messenger RNA. The record is from the annotation of a GenBank genome assembly. Lineage: Eukaryota; Metazoa; Platyhelminthes; Trematoda; Strigeidida; Schistosomatidae.
UAGUCUGUGACCAUUUCACUUGUAUGAACUUGUCUCCUUUAAUAAUGUGUAUUCUCCUUAUAUUAUAUUAUAUAUAAUAUGAGUGUUUGUUGACAGUCCGUUGCUUGGUGACAUAUAUCCAUACAUGGUGGUUGUUGACAUGUCUGUUAUAUUUCGCUAUGUAUAUGUGGAUCGAUACUUCAUUAUAAUUAGCCAUUCAUGUUAAGACUGUCUAAUGAUUGUUCACACCCUUGUCAUAUAUAUUUCGCUCACACAAUUUGUGUGAACUACUUUACUUACUUACCACUUUGGUGUGAGACCAUUUAUUUUCGUCUCCUUGUGUUUGGACAAUAGAAGUAUCAUCGCAAACCUAGUGGUCUUCUGAUUUCCGCCUUCUUGCGUCAGGACUAUUAGUUUCUCGACCAGUCCAUAACAAUAAUUUAGCGACGAGUACAUAACAAUUUGGCGACGGGGAAAACUACUAUUAACCACUCAGCAGCAGCAACAUAACAAUUUACUAUGGAUGUUUCUAAAUUGGAAUUAUUGUUUGAACGACAAAUGAAAUUAAUGGAAAUGUUCGUCAACCAACAGACUGGUCCAGCUUCACCUUCAAGCAAUCCCAAUCAUACCAUGCUACCAUCUGUCGACGGAAUUGUGAACAGUAUUUCACAGUUCAAUUAUGACCCAGAGGCUAAUGUCACUUUUGACACAUGGUAUCAACGUUAUGAGGAUUUAUUCACUGUUGAUCUCGCCUCACAAGACGAUGCCUGGAAGGUGCGAGUGUUGUUACGUAAAUUGGGUCCGGCAGAAUAUGAACGGUACUGCAACCUAAUUUUACCCAGAAACCACGUGACAAGUGUUUCGAUGAUACAAUAA